This is a messenger RNA of Schistosoma turkestanicum, 2031 nucleotides long. The record is from the annotation of a GenBank genome assembly. NCBI's taxonomy places the organism in Eukaryota, Metazoa, Platyhelminthes, Trematoda, Strigeidida, Schistosomatidae.
CAUCUAUCCAUAUAUAAUGUGAGAGUUUAAGGUGACUGUGGAUUUUUAGUCUGUACCUUUGAUUGAAAAAAAAAAUUGUUCAAUUUAUCUUUUUGAAAUAAGAAAUAAAUGGAUUACAAACAACACGAUUAGAAGUCGUUACAACUAUAAAAACAAACAAUUUCAUGUUAAUUAGACACCACUUCUGAAAACUUUUGUUCCGAUUUCACUGACUGUUAUUUUAUCUCAUAAAAUGAAGAUAAAUCAAGUGAAAUUGAUCAUGAAUUUUCUCUGCUUACUGUUGAUUCAAUUUUCCGAAGGUUAUGCUGUUUUAGAAGGUAAAGGAAUUGUGAAGACGGUGUAUUCGAAACGCCAGCCAAUAGUACUAACCGCUACAGCUGGUUCUAUAUCACACACAGAUGGUACUACAACACUAAACACUAGUAAUGUUAAUGGUAAUGGUUUCUCUGCUGUACAUCAUAUUCCCAUUAAUUCAACUAGUGAAUAUAUCCCAACAAAUUUUAUUACUGGAGCACAUUUAGUGCCUGCAGCUUCACUGUUCUCAGACAUGAAUAAAGAAAACUAUACACAAUGGUCAUUCUCAACUACAUAUAAUCCAUCAACUACAUUACAACAGAAUCGAGAAGUGAACAAAGAUAGGCCAACAAAUAUUUCAUUGAAUGAACAACAAAAUCAAACGGAAGAAGAGAUUCAUUCAUUUGGUGGUGGGAAUCAACCACAAGUUAUGGAAAGUGAUAAUGAACUGUCACAAAUUCCAGAUUAUCUAUAUGAUGCAGAUCAUGAUUUAACGGACGAAAUGAAUAAAUAUCAAGUUGUAAUUUCUUCAGAUAUGGAUCCUUCAUAUUACAUGGAUCAACCGAAUGAAGCUGGUAUCAGAUUAGCUAAAUUUCCAUGGCUAUACAAUAAAGAUUAUGAUCAAUCCAUGGAGAAUAAUGUACAAUUUAAACAAAACAUCUAUCUAGAUGAUCAACAGAAGAAAGAGGAAGCACGUCCAGUUUAUCAUUCUACUGUUCGUUGGGCCAUAAGAUCUAUAACUACAAAUGGUCAACCAAGACACAUUGCUUGUAGUCAGCCUUUAGAUAGAGGAGUUGGUUCGAAUGAAUUAUCUUCUUGGUAUUAUGAUUCGAAUGAUGGAAGAUGUCGCUGGUUUGGAUAUCGUGGAUAUGGUGGGAAUGCCAAUAGGUUUUACAGCCGCACAGCUUGUGAAGAAUUAUGCGUUCGAGAUAACCAGAAUUUAUGUGAGUUUGCCAAAUGUCCAAAAUCAAUUACAUCCUGUGAACUUGUCGGUGAUCAAUCAUGCAAGGUUUACAAACAACAACAUUCUAAAUCAUGGGAAGCUGAAUGUCCACCAGAUCAACCAGUGUGUGUCACAAAACGAAACACUAGAAUGGCACCAGAUAUUGAAUUUGAAAAUGUUCCAUCUGAAUGUAGACAACCACCGGACACAGGAUCGUGUCAGAUAAAGAAUCCAUCGCAAAAUUUUUACUAUGAUCUAGAAAGUAAUGACUGUAUCUCAUUUUAUUUUCAUGAAUGCGGGGGAAACGAUAAUCGAUUUGUUACGAAAUCUGAUUGUAUGAGUCAUUGUUCUCCUUGAAUAAGCUUCUUGCUCUCUACUUCCACUUCCUCUACAUCAUCGUCAUCAUUCUCAUCAACCACAGAAGAGAAGUAAAAUCAUCAUCACUCAUAUCGCCCAAUUUAUCAUGAUUGUCAUCAGAAGAGGCAUCACUUCCACUUAUUGUCAUUAUUAUUGCUAUCAUCCAAAAAAUAUCAUUUCAAUAAGUAGCUGUACUAGUAAUAUAUAUAUAUAUAUAUAACUUCUCACGAGUAUAUAAUUUUUUGUGAAGAAAACAACGUAUAGCAUUAACAUGGCUUUCUAACUAAUGGAAUGUGAUAACAUUUUCUGAUUUCUCUUCUUUACCAAAGUGUCAUAUUGGUUAAUCUUUAGUUAACUGUCAAUAAAGUCAGAAAUUUUAUUUUGAAUUGCACUAAUAAUUAAAAUAAUGAUAAUUGUUUCUUUGCGCUUACAUAAAC